Phragmites australis (common reed) is the source of this 1025-nucleotide messenger RNA. Its product is annotated as indole-3-acetic acid-induced protein ARG7-like. The transcript has a single exon. The record is from RefSeq and is a predicted model, not a curated record. NCBI's taxonomy places the organism in Eukaryota, Viridiplantae, Streptophyta, Magnoliopsida, Poales, Poaceae. Gene Ontology annotation, biological process: response to auxin. The coding region runs from base 173 to 619 and encodes 148 amino acids.
UUUCGCGAAGGGACCCCUCCUCCCUAUAAAGCCUCCCACCCCGUCCCCUCCAAAAGCCAGCUCCAUUUCACAACUGACUCGUCGUACGCCACCGAUUCACCCACGUACGAGCAACAACCGCGCGGCGCUCGGCUCGCCCACAGCUCCAGCAGCUCAGCACCGUGUCAAAGCGAUGGCCAAAUGCAGCGGCAAGAUCCGCUAUAUCGUCUGGCUCCGGCAGACGUUGCGGCGGUGGCGGUCCCGCGCGGCGGCGCGCGCGGCGGUGGCGGCCGGGGAGGCGGUGGUGGUCCCGGCGGGGCACGUGGCCGUGUGCGUGGGCGGCGCGUCGCGGCGGUUCGUGGUGCGGGCGGCGCACCUGAACCACCCGGUGUUCCGGGAGCUGCUCCGGCAGGCGGAGGAGGAGUACGGUUUCCCCUCCGGCGCCUGCGCCGGCCCCAUCGCGCUCCCCUGCGACGAGGGGCUCUUCGAGCACGUCCUCCGCCACCUCUCCUCCCCGUCCAAGGCGUCCCGGUUCGUCACCCUUGACGACCUCAAGAGCGGCGCGCUCUCCUGCUGCUCCGCCGCCAGCGAGGCGCUCCCGCUCCUCCAUGGCAUCGCCGCCGACAAGGCCGUGUGGUGAAUGAAGCCCACUGGACGCUAGCCGCUCCGCGCGCCAUUGCGCGUACGUGUGCGACCAUUCGUGGCUUCUCUUUUCCUUUUAUUUUUUCGCUCUCGCUCCCUCCAUUUCCACACGAGAGGAGCUGGGAGUCUGGGACGCGACGGAAACAAGCAAGCAAGCAGGAUGAGAGCGGCCGGCCGGAGGCGGUGAAGUGAGAUGGCUGAGAAAGUCUUAGGAUUUUUAGACGGUCUAGUCUAGUCAUCCAUUCAUUCCCUUGUCAAAUCUGGGAAAAAUUUAGUGGCAGAAUUUUUAUUCUUUCUUCUUCUUUUUUUCUUUUUUCCUCUCACUUAAUAAUCCUCCGUUGUAAAUACUACCUGUACGACUGCGAUUCGGCCAGCAUUGCAAGUGAAAAACAUUCCUUUUCUGC